Cherax quadricarinatus is the source of this 1717-nucleotide messenger RNA. NCBI's taxonomy places the organism in Eukaryota, Metazoa, Arthropoda, Malacostraca, Decapoda, Parastacidae. The record is from RefSeq and is a predicted model, not a curated record.
AUGGGGGUGUCAUGCUGUGAGGAGCAACUACAAGCUGGUGGUGUCACGUUCAAGAGGCAGAACUACAAGUGGGGUUUUCACUGUGUCAAGAGGGGCAAACUACAAGUGGGGUUCACUGUGUCAAGAGGCAGCAACUACAAGCUUUGGGGGUGUCACGCUGUCAAGGGCGAAAAUCAAGCGGUGGGGUCAAUGUGUCAAGAGGCAGAACUCAAGCUGCCCAGAGUGUUAACAUUAACUAGUGGUCUUCUGGUUGGACAUCUUGCAAGCGAUUAUCUAAGUGUCGUAGCUAAAGUGCCAUCUCUAGAAACAUUGGUGGAUGAAGCUGACAGACUUUAUGAACUGAUGCAGUAUGAAGAUAUCUACACCCUCCUUCAUUCUUACAAGGGUAUAAAAAAUGAUGAGAUUCUUUGGAGACUGGGUCGUGCAACAUAUGAAAAAGCAAAAGCUGCCAAAACAGAUAAUGAGAAGAAAGUGCUUUAUCGCGAGGCUUUGGACUAUGUAGAAGAAGCUUUGACACUCAAUCAGGAGAAUUUUGCAGUGCACAAGUGGAUGUCCAUUCUACUUGACUAUGUGUAUGGAUAUGAAGGAACAAAGGCCAGAAUAUCCCAGUCUUACAAUGUGAAGAAUCAUAUGAUGAAAGCUUGCGAGUUGAAUCCAACAGAUGGGACAUCUUGGUACUUACUUGGAUACUGGUACUAUAGUGUUGCUGGUAUUCCAUGGUAUCAGCGAAAGAUUGCUUCAGUAGUGUUUACUACACCUCCAGCAGGCACUUAUGAAGAGGCACUGGAGCAGUUUCUUCAUGCAGAGCAAGUGGAACCCAAUUUUUACAGUAAGAACUUACUCAUGAUUGGAAAGUGUUAUCAGAUGCUUGGGAAAAAAGAAGAAGCUAAAGAAUAUUUCCUACGUGCUACAAACUACACAGUGAAGACUCAAGAUGAUGAAGAGGCAGUAACAGAAGCAACUAGUCUUCUCCAUGGGCUCUGAUAUUACAUUGUAUAUGGUAGUUAAAUUUUAAGUCAGCAUUGACUUUUGUAAUUAUAUUGAAAAAUUAUAUAAAUAUCUUUGAUUGUAGUUCUAUGCUUGUCUGUUUUAUGAAGGAGGGAGUGAGUGAAUCGGUGAAUCAUGCUGAUGCCUAUGCUUCUCUUGCCAUAUUCCUCCCACAUCAAUAAGGGGGUGAAGAGCAUGUGUGAGAUACAGAAGAAAUGGUGAAAGGAUGAGAGGGAGGAAAUGGGAGAGUGAGAUGAGGUUAAGAAAUAGGAGAGGAAAUAUAAGAGUGAGAAGAAAAGAGAGAAAGACUUACCUGAGUACCAUACAUUUCCUUGAUUUCAUGUAAUAAUAAAAUUAACGAAAAUAUACAUGAAGUAUUAUGGUUCAGAAAUGCAUCUCGGAUUUAAUAUUGGUGUCUGUGCUCAAAGGGGUUUCAAAUUCUAAGAAUAUGAGUACUGUGUACGAAAGGUAUAUAAUACCGACAAGAUGAGAGUAUGACACAUGUGCAACAUCUGGGUAUCUUUAUUGUAGACGUUUCGCCAUCCAGUGGCUUUAUCAAUACAAAUUCCAGGACAUAACUUGAAGACAGUAGAACUAUGUACAGAAGAUGAGGUAAUCAGUCCCUCAACCUAGGAGUAGGUGCGAACAGCACCAUAGUCGUGGAGAUUCUGAAGCAGAAGAAAGAAUCCUGGCGCUUAUAUAGUAACGUCAGGUGAAGCAGACGAGGGCA